Dichomitus squalens LYAD-421 SS1 is the source of this 703-nucleotide messenger RNA. RefSeq lists its product as uncharacterized. NCBI's taxonomy places the organism in Eukaryota, Fungi, Basidiomycota, Agaricomycetes, Polyporales, Polyporaceae. The transcript is spliced from 3 exons. The record is from RefSeq and is a predicted model, not a curated record. The coding region runs from base 18 to 587 and encodes 189 amino acids.
GCCCAUCUCACUAGAGCAUGCGAUACCGUCGAGUCGCGAUGCGGGCCGACUACCAUCCAUUCCUCUUCACCCUCAUGACCCUCACAGCAGCCGCAGAGCUCGGGCUCACCGCAUUCCUCAUCAGCGCCGGGAACGAAGCCCGAACAUGGUCCAGCCCGGGCUACCACUCCCUGUCCGUUCCUGCCCGUCCCAAGUGUCGCUCGCGACUGACGGAGAGCCAUUUGCGUUCCAGCCUCAUCCUCAUGUGCUUCUCGUCGGCGUGGACGCUGCUGUUUUCUACGGCGUACGUCCUCUGGAUCGUCGACGGCGCCGUACACAUCCUCGCCCAAGUUGCGAGCUCUGUAAUAUGGCUCCUGCUCACGUCCAUUUUAUGGGGGCUUGGUGCGGGCUUCAUGCAUAAUGCGCGCACGGGUGGCAACUGCGCCGGCCACGCGCCCAUAUCCCGAUGCCGCCAAACGCUCACUGUGGAAGCAUUGGGCUGGACAGAGUUUAGCUUGUGCUGUGUGACGCUCAUCGCAACGCUCCUAUGGAUGCGCUCUGGCCUUGGGAAGAAGAAGUUAACUAGGGAUUCUCGGACGUUUGUAUGACGGAAGGAUUGCAUGGACUUGUGGACGUACGUGGAUGGACCUUGCUCGGAUUCCUCGUUGGGUGUAUGUUAUUUUGGUUGCUCUGAAUGACAAGCUGGACUAGUCAUGCUAUCCCC